Raphanus sativus (radish) is the source of this 1456-nucleotide messenger RNA. RefSeq names its product suppressor of RPS4-RLD 1-like. Gene Ontology annotation, biological process: negative regulation of DNA-templated transcription. The transcript has 6 exons. Lineage: Eukaryota; Viridiplantae; Streptophyta; Magnoliopsida; Brassicales; Brassicaceae. The record is from RefSeq and is a predicted model, not a curated record. The coding region runs from base 666 to 998 and encodes 110 amino acids.
UCAUGGAACUGGUCCAAAGCGAUCCGACUUCUCGAUUCCACUCCUUGCUAAGCAGUGCUCGAUUCUCGACAUAUGGUUUUGUCCUCACGAUCUUCAAUUGGAGCUUUGGAGCAGACAUCAGUUUUAAAGCAGUUACUUGAAUUAGAUGAACUCCUGACUCUCUACAAUAGAGAAACAGAACUUAAAAUCUGGAUUCUAGUGGUAGUUUUGACUUGCUUAAUGGAUCAGCGUACAAGGAAAAAGAGAAUGUAAAAAUCUGGCAGCCAAAUCAAUGUUUCUGAUUUACAUGAUCAUUUUAUCUGAAAGUUCUGUUCGGUUAGGGGGACUCUGUCGAUUAUAGGAAGAGGGACAGCUUAUGCAUUCCAACGACAGCUUAAAAAAUGCUAUAGCUGAUUUUACUAAGCUAUUUGUAUUUGACAAGAAUUGUUACCACAGUGGGACAGGUCACAGGCUCGUGCUGCUCUUGGGGAAUUUACUGAGCUUUCCAAGUCUUCUCUGCUUCUGUUCUCUAAUCACAGCUAAAAGCGUAAACAAAUGUAUUUUAUGGGACUCUGUUCGUCCCUGCAUAUUUAUUAAUUGAUGAAGAAUAUUUUCUGAUAAGUAUCCGGCGGUUGAAGAUUUGACUCAAGCACUGGUUUUGGAGCCAAAGUCACCUGAUAUAUUGCAUGAAAGGGAAAGAGAUUGCCUUGUACACAGCUUCCAAAGCUAAUAGUGAGUUUUUCUGCUUUGAUAUUGAUGGGACCUGGAUCCAAUGUUCAAGGGGAAGACUUGGGUAUGAUUUUGCAAUUAGAACUUCAUGUACACCUGCAAGGUGGAGUGAUUUUAAUGAAGAAAUGACUUCAGCUUGGGAGGCUUUUGGCAAUGCCUAUUUUGGAGAGAACUACGGUUCUACUGACCUCGACGCUUUAGAAACAGUUAGAGACGUUAUCUUACGCUUGACAUAUCACUGGUACAGUUUUAUGUUGUUAGCUCGAGGGACUGCAGUAACGGAUUUGUAGUGUUACUAGGACUUCUGCUAGCUGCUAACAAGGAGUUCACUGAGAGUAUCCCAAAAGGGUUAGAUUUGGAAGCUAUACGUAAUGUUGAACCGGUUUCCUUUGUUGUUUCGAUCGGUUAAGUCUUGGUUAUACCCUUCCCUGAAAAUCAACGCGUCAUGGAGAGAUCACCCGGAAGUUUCCUCGGCUUUUUCAACAACCGGAUCGGUUGUGGCCGCGCUUAGCACUUACAAUGAUUGAGUUACAAAAUUUGUCAACCAAUCUGUCAUAAGAGUUGAAGAAAAGCUAACCGACAAACAUACAAUCCAUCACCCCGAGGUUUCCUGCUUGUGAUGUUUAUGUAUUUGAAAACAAAAGCAUACGUACAAAAACUUUGAUAGGGUUUUUAUAUGAGUUUUUUAUAUUCUGAAAUUAUAUUUAUCGAAGUCUUAAAAGUCUACGAACGACCACUCGUUUGGGUU